Cynocephalus volans (Philippine flying lemur) is the source of this 1452-nucleotide messenger RNA. RefSeq names its product matrilin 3 (gene MATN3). NCBI's taxonomy places the organism in Eukaryota, Metazoa, Chordata, Mammalia, Dermoptera, Cynocephalidae. The record is from RefSeq and is a predicted model, not a curated record. Gene Ontology annotation, molecular function: calcium ion binding. The transcript is spliced from 8 exons. The coding region runs from base 1 to 1452 and encodes 483 amino acids.
AUGCCGCGCCUGGUCCCCGCGCGCCACCGCCCGGCGCUCCUGCUGCUGCUCUGGCCGCUGCUGCUCCUGCCGUCCCCGGCCGCCCCCGGUCCCCAGGCCCGCCCGGGCUUCCGGAGGUUGGGGACCCGCGGUCCCGGGGGCAGCCCCGGCCGCCGCCCCACGCCCGCGGCUCCCAGCGGCGCGCCCCAUGCCGGGGCCCCCGCGCCAGGUGUUUGCAAGAGCAGGCCCUUGGACUUGGUGUUUAUCAUCGAUAGUUCUCGUAGCGUACGGCCACUGGAAUUCACCAAAGUGAAAACCUUUGUCUCCCAAAUAAUUGACACUCUGGACAUUGGGGAAGCUGACACACGGGUGGCAGUGGUGAACUAUGCUAGCACUGUGAAGAUCGAGUUCCAUCUCCAGGCCUACACAGAUAAGCAAUCCCUGAAACAGGCUGUGGCACGAAUCACACCCUUGUCUACAGGCACCAUGUCCGGGCUGGCUAUCCAGACAGCAAUGGAUGAAGCCUUCACGGUGGAGGCAGGAGCUCGGGGGACUGCCUCCAGCAUCCCUAAGGUGGCCAUCAUCGUGACAGAUGGGCGGCCCCAGGACCAGGUGAACGAGGUGGCGGCUCGGGCCCGGGCAUCUGGUAUUGAGCUUUAUGCUAUAGGUGUGGACCGGGCAGACAUGGAGUCCCUCAAGAUGAUUGCUAGUGAACCCCUGGAUGAACAUGUUUUCUACGUGGAGACCUAUGGGGUCAUUGAGAAACUUUCCUCUAGAUUCCAAGAAACCUUUUGUGCCCUAGACCCGUGUGUGCUGGGCACACACCAGUGCCAACACGUGUGCAUCAGUGAUGGGGACGGCAAGCACCACUGUGAGUGUAGCCAAGGAUACACCUUGAAUGCCGACAAGAAAACGUGCUCAGCUAUCGAUAAGUGUGCUCUUAACACUCAUGGAUGUGAACACAUCUGUGUGAAUGACAGAACUGGCACUGGCUCUUACCACUGUAAGUGCUACGAAGGUUAUACCUUGAAUGAGGACAGAAAAAGUUGUUCAGCUCAAGAUAAAUGCGCUCUUGGUACACAUGGGUGUCAGCACAUUUGUGUGAAUGACAGAGCGGGGUCCUAUCACUGUGAAUGCUAUGAGGGCUACACUCGGAAUGCAGAUAAAAAAACAUGUUCAGUCCGUAACAAGUGUGCUCUGGGCUCUCAUGGUUGCCAGCACAUUUGUGUGAGUGACGGGACAGAAUCUUACCACUGCGAUUGCCAUCCCGGCUACACUUUGAGUGAAGACAGGAAGACAUGUUCAGCCAUUGAAGAAGCACGGAGACUCAUUUCCACUGAAGAUGCUUGUGGAUGUGAAGCCACGCUGGCAUUCCAGGAGAGGGUCAGCUCAGAUCUCGAGAGACUGAACACCAAACUUGAUAACAUUUUGGAGAAGCUGCAAGUAAACGAAUAUGGACAAAUACAUCGUUAA